AUGCACUGGCCAGAGCUCAUAUCGUUCCAAGUGCAGUCCAACUCGUUUUCAGGGAAGAUUCAACCGGACCUCGGCAAGGCAACCAAACUGAAAAUCUUGUAUCUCUUCAGCAACAAGCUUGUCGGCUCUAUCCCUGCAGAGCUGGGCGAGCUGGUGAACCUGGAAGAGUUGGAUUUAUCGGACAACUCUCUCACUGGAGAGAUCCCCAGCUCGUUUGGCAACCUCAGGCAGCUCACGAGCCUGGUGCUCUCCUCCAAUCAGCUCAGUGCCACGAUCCCGCCGGAGAUUGGCAACAUGACAGCGUUGCAAGUCUUGGACGUCAACACCAACAGUUUGGAAGGUGAGCUGCCCGCUACCAUCACGUCGCUCAGGAAUCUCCAAAACCUUGCCCUACAUAACAACUACUUCAACGGUACCUUACCACCGGACCUCGGAAAGGGGCUAAGAUUAGCCGAUGUAAUUUUCGAGAACAACAGCUUCUCUGGCGAGCUGCCGCAGAGACUGUGUGAUGGCCUUGCGCUGCAGUUCUUCAUGGCGAAAGACAACAACUUCAGCGGUAGGCUGCCGCCCUGCUUGAAAAAUUGCAGAGAGCUGUCCUGGGUGUGGCUGCAUGGCAACCAAUUCACCGGCGACAUCUCUGAGGUGUUUGGUGUCCAUCCCAACUUGGAGAACGUUGAUGUCUCUGGGAAUCAGCUGACAGGGAAGUUGUCGUCUGACUGGUCAAUGUGCACAAAUCUUCAACACUUAAACAUGAAGGAUAACCGAAUAUCUGGCAAUAUUGAUGCAACCUUCUGCGCAUUGACCUCUCUCCUGACUCUGGAUCUAUCAAAUAACCAAUUCACCGGGGAGCUCCCAAGUUGCUGGUGGGAAUUCAAACUUCUGUUGACUAUGGAUUUGUCCAACAAUAGCUUUUCAGGUGAACUUCCUAUAUCAACGAGCCUGGACCUUAAACUCGAGUCACUUUUUCUUGCUAACAAUUGCUUUCUUGGAGUUUUUCCAUCCGUCAUUGAAACCUGCAGAGAUCUCAUCAUUCUAGAUCUUGGGAACAACAUGUUCUUUGGUGAUAUCCCCUCUUGGGUUGGAACCAGUGUCCCUCUUCUAAUAAUUCUGAGCCUCCCAUCCAACAACUUCAGUGGUGUCGUUCCACCCGAGUUAUCCCAACUUUCUGAUCUGGAAGUCCUGGACCUGUCCAGCAACUCCUUCUCAGGUGAGAUCCUCAUGGCCGUGGCAAACCAAAACUGCUCUCUCAAAUCGGUCCAUCUGGCCGGCAAUGGCUUUGCAGGCACCUUCCCACUGUUCCUGCAAGGCUGCAACUCACUGGUCAACCUGGACAUCGGGAACAACCUGUUCUUUGGUGGUAUCCCAACAUGGAUCGGGAGUCACCUUCCAUUAUUGAAAAUCCUUAGAUUUAGAUCAAACAAUUUCACCGGAGAAAUCCCCCCUGAGUUAUCGAGGCUUUCGCAACUUCAACUGCUCGAUAUGGCCAAAAAUAGCUUGAGAGGAUCAAUUCCGGUAGCCUUCGGCAACUUGACCUCCAUGAGGCAUAAUCUUCCCCCAUUUGACCCUGAUCAGGUUUUCCAUCUUGGUAGAGUCAACAUAUCUUGGAAGGGCCGUGAACAAACUUUUUGGAACGGCAUCGGGUUAAUAACAGGUAUCGAUCUAUCAUGCAAUUUACUUACAGAGAACAUCCCGGAUGAGCUAACACACUUGAAGGGUCUCCGGUUUCUGAACUUGUCCAGAAAUGACCUGUCGGGCAGCAUUCCUGAAAGAAUCGGCAGUUUGGAGCUCUUGGAGUUCCUUGACCUCUCAUGCAAUGAACUUUCAGGUGGCGUUCCUCCCAGCAUUUCAAAUCUGCCGUCCCUCAGCAUGCUAAAUCUCUCAAACAACCGCUUGGAGGGCCACAUACCCACUGGGAACCAGUUACAGACACUUGCAGAUCCAUCAAUAUAUGGCAACAAUCAGGGGCUCUGCGGCUUCCCGUUGAGCGUGUGUGAGCCCACGUCGGGAAAGAGAGCUGAAGACCACACAAAGCUCAGAGACCUUGGUCUGUGUUACUCUGUGAUUCUUGGCAUCGUUUUCGGCUUCUGGCUUUGGUUUGGAGCUCUGUUCUUUCUGGAGCAGUGGAAAUUUUGUUUUCUCCGUUGUGUUGACGGCUUAGGGAUCAAGAUAGCUGUCAGGAGCUAA
Triticum turgidum subsp. durum (durum wheat) is the source of this 2184-nucleotide messenger RNA. NCBI's taxonomy places the organism in Eukaryota, Viridiplantae, Streptophyta, Magnoliopsida, Poales, Poaceae. The record is from the annotation of a GenBank genome assembly.